UAAAAGCCACCACUCGUCUUGCUUUAAACUUCCCUCUCUCUCGCUUUUUCCUUUCGCUUUGCGUUUCAUUUACAGUCUCUGGCGUUUUACAGCGUCCUCCGCCAUCCCUAUCCAGUUUGGGUUUUCUCCAAGUGUUUUGGAUCACAAUGGAAUACGAGGGAACGAUCCAACAGGAUUCAAACACAAAAUAUGAAUGUCUUCUGUUUGAUCUAGAUGACACCCUCUAUCCUCUUAGUUCUGGUUUGGCAGUGGAAGUUACCAAGAACAUUCAAGAAUACAUGCUUAAGAAACUUGGCAUAGAGGAGGAGAAAGUCCCUGAACUUUGCGUUUCACUUUACAAGCAUUACGGUACAACAUUGGCUGGUCUGAAGGCAAUAGGCUUCAGCUUUGACCCUGAUGACUUCCACAGGGAAGUUCAUGGGAGGUUACCCUACACAAUGCUAAAGCCUGAUCCUGUGUUGAGAAGUCUUUUACUCAGCCUGCCUCAGAGGAGGAUUGUGUUUACAAAUGCAGACAAGGCUCAUGCAGCAAAAGUGCUUGGUGGGCUUGGAUUAGAGGACUGCUUUGAAGGAGUUAUAUGCUUUGAGACUCUAAAUCCCUCCAACAAAGACAAUAUUGUUUCAAGCUUUGACAACAGCAAUUAUGAUAAUGGUAACUAUCACAAGAGCCCUAAUGCACAACUGCCCAAAACUCCAGUUAUCUGCAAACCUUUUGAAGAAGCAUUCCAACAAGUCUUCAAGCUUGCCAAUAUUAGCCCUCAAAAAACAUUGUUUUUCGAUGAUAGUCUCCGCAAUUUACAGACUGGCAAACUCAUGGGUCUUCACACUGUGUGGGUAGGCAAUUCUCACAGAGCUGAAGGUGUGGAUUUUGCCUUAGAACACAUUCACAAUAUCCGGGAAGCGCUUCCUGCGGUCUUUGAAGCAACUGAGAAGGCUGAAGAGAUCAGAUAUUCGGGAAAGAUUUCUAUUGAAACUACAGUUAGAGCUUGAUUCGUUAGUCCUCUGACAAGAAGAAUAUUAGGUUUUCUGGUGUUUCAGAAAAAGAUAACCUUCUAUUCUUGAGACAAUGUAAUCAUAAUUUGGGACUGUUUCUCAGUUUGUAGUCAAUAAUAAAACAUCUUCUUGCUCAAGCAAAUGUUGCCUUCUGA
Carica papaya (papaya) is the source of this 1147-nucleotide messenger RNA. Its product is annotated as Haloacid dehalogenase-like hydrolase (HAD) superfamily protein. NCBI's taxonomy places the organism in Eukaryota, Viridiplantae, Streptophyta, Magnoliopsida, Brassicales, Caricaceae. The record is from RefSeq and is a predicted model, not a curated record.